AUGGCUUCAUCAAUGCCCGCAUCAGACGGCGCACCCAAGCCCAAAGUCAAGAACAUCCCCAACCCACGGCGCCUCCUAAUCCUCACACCAACAUCCCACUCCAUCUCGAUCAUCCCUCCACUCCUCCACGCCCUAACUGGCGUGCCCGUCAUCGACCCGCCGCAACAACAAAUCCCCUCAACCCCGCCACAACCAACCGAAACAACACCAACAACCACCUUCGCCGGCUACACAACCCACAGCCCCCUCCGUCUCGAAACAAAAUACUACACCACCGAAGUACCCGUCUGGGUCGACGAGAUCCCUCUCGCCCACAAAGCCGAAGCCACCCCAACAGCCGAGCAAUGGAAGACCGACUUCCUCAGCACAGACGCCGAGAUCGUGCGCGAGGCUGUCGGCGCUCUUGUCGUGUGCGCGCAUACUCCCAAUGAUACAGGAUCGCCCCCAACGCCCGAGUCGGAGGACCCCGCUGAGCGACACGAUGUGCGCGCACUGCGUGACCUGAUGCGCGGGAUCGGCGCCGUUAAGGACCGCAUUGAUGAGGAGCGUGGUGGGGUUGGGGAUGUUCCGGGCGUUUUUGUUUUGGUUGGGGGGAGGAAGAGUGCUGCUGGUCAGCAGAAGGCUAAGGGUCCGGAUGCGGAGCUGGGGCUUGGUGUUGAUGAGGAUGAUUUGGGGGGUGGUGAGAUGGUGCCGUUCUCGGUUGGGUGGUGGGAGGAUCAGUUCUUUGAUAUGGGGUUGUUGGGGUGGGAGGUUGUUGAGUGGGAUCCUAAGGAGGGGAAGGAGGUUGAAACGCGGAAUCAGUAUGGAGAACGCGAGGGUAUGCCUCGCAUCAAAGAGGUCCUGGAGACUCAUGACUGGUCUAUGACUGGGGGCAGUUCUGGUAUUGAUGAUGAUGCGGAACUGGAUUCAGAGGAUGAUCUUCAGGAUCAAUUGUUAGGUCUGGGUGGUUCUCGCGGAUUUGGCGAUGAGGUCAGUCAAUUAGAACGCGAGAUGUUUGGUCUGCGCAUGGCCAUUGAGCGUGGAGGUGGCGAUGGUGAUGAAGAAGACAUUGGCCAUGAUGAUGGCGAUGAUGAAAUUGAUGUUGAGAGCAUGGAGGCACUAAUGAUGCGCAUGCAGGCAAUUAGAGAUAUGAGCUCGGAGCUGCCAGAAAGCGAACGGAAGCGAUUUGCUGCGAAAGCUGUUCAGGAUCUCAUGCGCGAGCUUUGA
Messenger RNA from Penicillium paradoxum, 1206 nucleotides. RefSeq names its product adaptin-binding domain-containing protein. The coding region runs from base 1 to 1206 and encodes 401 amino acids. NCBI's taxonomy places the organism in Eukaryota, Fungi, Ascomycota, Eurotiomycetes, Eurotiales, Aspergillaceae. The record is from RefSeq and is a predicted model, not a curated record. Gene Ontology annotation, biological process: vesicle-mediated transport. The transcript is spliced from 3 exons. Gene Ontology annotation, molecular function: protein-macromolecule adaptor activity.